GGAGAAAUGCAGAGUGGGUGAUGAGUCGUUUUUGCAGCCUUUGAAUUUGAUGAAGAUUAAUAAAAUUUGAACGUGGGAAAAGAGAAGAUGAUGAUGAUGAAGAAGAAUGUGGGAGGCAACUUCAGAAGCUGUUAGAGGGGCGAAAAAGAAAGGAAAGAAGAAGUCGAAUUUCGGAGGUUGUUUUCCGUGUUUCUGAAGAUGGAUCUUAGAUUUCUUGGGCUUUUACUGGCUGUUCUGCUCGGGUUGUCCACUGGCAAGGCGGCCUCAGAGGACUCUGUCGCCCUCCAGGCUAUGAAGGCUUAUUUGAACAACACGCCGCCUAACUGGGUAGGUUCUGAUCCCUGCAGUGACAAAUGGGACGGCAUCAUCUGCACCAAUUCACGGGUUACUUCGAUAACACUGUCGAGCAUGGGGUUGUCAGGGCAGCUAACUGGAGACAUCGGAACAUUAUCUGAGCUGCGCACUCUGGAUUUAUCGUACAACAAGGGCCUUACGGGAUCUCUUCCAGAUGCUAUCGGGAAUCUGAAGAAGCUAACGAACUUAAUCCUAGUUGGCUGUGGAUUUACCGGUAUCAUUCCAGACACGAUCGGAUCUCUCCAAGAGCUCGUCUUUCUAUCUCUCAACUCUAAUAGCUUUAGUGGCCCAAUUCCCCCGUCAAUUGGUAACCUUACGAAGCUCUAUUGGCUGGAUCUUGCUGAUAAUCAGCUUACUGGAACUAUUCCCGUGUCCAAUGGAAGUACAUCGGGUCUCGAUAUGCUACUUCAUACAAAGCACUUUCACUUUGGGCAAAAUCAGCUCUCUGGUACGAUUCCUCCAGAAAUUUUCAGCUCCGGGAUGAAACUGAUCCAUGUACUUUUUGACAACAACCAGCUCACAGGAAGCCUCCCUUCCACCCUCGGGCUUGUGCAACCCCUGGAAGUCGUACGCUUCGACCGGAAUUCAUUGAGCGGUCCUCUCCCUCAAAAUCUCAACAACCUCACAAAAGUUCAAGAGCUUCUCCUAUCCAAAAACAAGUUCACUGGUCCUUUGCCGAACCUCACUGGAUUGAACUCCCUCAGCUACCUGGAUAUGAGCAACAACAGUUUCGAUGCACUGGACUUCCCUGAUUGGAUCACAACCUUGCAGUCUUUGACAACCUUAAUGAUGGAACAAACACAAAUUCAAGGAUCCGUUCCCUCUUCCCUCUUUAGCCUUGCCAACUUACAGACUGUAAUAUUAAGAAACAAUGCGCUAAACGGCACCUUGAACAUUGGCUCCACCUUUAGCAGUCAACUGCAGCUCGUUGAUUUGCAGACCAACUUUAUCGAUUCAUAUACGCAGAAUUCCGGGGGUUACAGCAAUGAGCUAAUACUUGUCGGAAACCCAAUUUGCCAGCAAUCAGGAGUGGCAGCAGCAAGUUUCUGCACGAUCUUACAGUCCAAUUCUUCCUCAUACUCGACCCCCCCUAACAACUGCAAUCCCAUGGACUGCAGCAUUGUGAAUCAGACAUCAAGCCCCAACUGUAAAUGCAGCUUUCCCUACACAGGAACAAUAGUGUUCAGGGCUGCUUCCUUCUCGAGCUUGGGAAACUCGACUCACUAUACUUCCCUUGUGAGCUCUAUGAUGUCUGCCUUUCAGUCCUACCAGCUUCCAGUGGAUUCAAUCGCACUGAGUAAUCCCCACAAGGAUUCGUUGGGCUACCUCAAAAUGAGCCUCGAGAUAUUUCCCUUGGAGGGAGAUAGUUUUAACCGGACCGGAGUUUACAGUAUCGGGUUCGUGCUUAGUAACCAGACUUACAAGCCUCCUUCAGGGUUUGGCCCAUUCUUUUUUAUGGCUGACCAGUACGAGCGAUUCUCUGCACAAGUGCCCCAGGAACCUAAGAAGUCGUCAUCCUCGGCGAGUACUGGGGUUAUUGUUGGAGCGACAGUUGGUGGUCUCGUUCUUCUGCUGCUGUUAGGCCUCGCAGGAAUAUACGCAUUUCGUCAGAAGAAAAUAGCCAAGAAGGCAACAGAAACGAGCAAUCUUUUCGGGGCCUGGGACUCGACUAAGAGCAGUGGUAGCGCUCCACAGCUAAAAGGCGCGAGAUGGUUUUCCUUCGAAGAUCUUAAAAAAUGCACCAACAAUUUCUCAGAAUCCAAUGAUAUCGGGUCCGGGGGAUACGGAAAGGUCUACAGAGGUACCCUUCCAACAGGGCAGUUAGUGGCCAUAAAACGAGCAACGCAGGGAUCGAUGCAAGGCGGGGUCGAGUUCAAGAACGAGAUUGAGCUCCUAUCAAGAGUCCAUCACAAGAAUCUUGUCGGUCUCGUAGGUUUCUGCUUCGAGCAAGGUGAACAGAUACUGGUCUACGAGUUUAUACCGAAUGGCACCGUCAAAGAAAGCCUCUCAGGUAAGUCAGGAAUCAGGUUGGAUUGGAUAAGAAGGCUGCGAGUAGCCCUCGGGGCAGCUCGAGGCAUACAAUACCUUCACGAGCUUGCCAAUCCUCCGAUUAUCCAUCGAGACAUCAAAUCCAACAACAUCCUAUUAGAUGAACGGUUAAAUGCAAAAGUUGGCGAUUUCGGUCUCUGCAAACUCAUGGGAACCGACGAGAAAGGCCAUGUCACCACUCAAGUGAAGGGAACAAUGGGCUACUUGGAUCCCGAAUACUACAUGACACAGCAACUGACCGAGAAGAGUGAUGUCUACAGCUUCGGGGUCUUCUGCCUCGAGCUGAUCACUGCAAGGAGGCCAAUAGAGCGAGGCAAGUACAUCGUGAGGGAGUUUAGAACAGCAAUGGAUAGGACUAAGGAAAUGUAUGGCCUUCGCGGGAUCCUCGACCCAGCCCUUGUCUCCUUGGCCAUUCCACUGAGGGGCAUCGAAAAGUUUGUGGAAAUGGCCAUGAGUUGUGUGGCAGAGUUGGGAUCUGACCGACCAACGAUGGGAGAGGUGGUUAAGGAGAUUGAAAACCUGAUGCAGUCCGCAGGUAUGAACCCCAAUGCUGAGUCGGCCUCCACAUCAGCGAGCUACGGAGAUGACAGCAGGGGGAAUUUACGACACCCUUAUAUGGACGAUUUAAGCUUCGAUUACAGCGGAGUUUUCCCGCCAUCCAGGGUCGAACCUCUGUGAGUUAUCCAGCCUAAACCUGCAAAUUACAGCAUAAUGUAUUGUCGAGAUAUCUUAGCUGUCCUCUACUCGUUCCCUAGUCAUGUCUAUAAGGACCGUAAUGUGUUUCCCAACAGAUUUGCGAUGGUUUGCUUGUAUAAUAUUACAUAGCUUGUGGAUUUUAAAUGUUCGAAGAGGUGUUACGUUUUCUUGUAUAAUUUCCGUCGCAGUGACAUGUUUUAGGGAUCUGUAUACAGGCAUGUAGUCCUACUGCACCUUUGUACGCAAAACAGUUUUUUAUCC
This is a messenger RNA of Punica granatum (pomegranate), 3360 nucleotides long. The record is from RefSeq and is a predicted model, not a curated record. Lineage: Eukaryota; Viridiplantae; Streptophyta; Magnoliopsida; Myrtales; Lythraceae.